Messenger RNA from Alternaria ventricosa, 1794 nucleotides. RefSeq lists its product as uncharacterized. The record is from RefSeq and is a predicted model, not a curated record. Lineage: Eukaryota; Fungi; Ascomycota; Dothideomycetes; Pleosporales; Pleosporaceae. The transcript is spliced from 2 exons. Gene Ontology annotation, molecular function: protein serine/threonine phosphatase activity. Bases 1 to 1794 code for a protein of 597 amino acids. Gene Ontology annotation, biological process: protein dephosphorylation.
AUGAGACGCGUUCAUACCUCAAGUCUGUCGUCACGUGCCUUCUCACAGACAAGACUCCUACAAACUCAUCCCAAGAGUUCAAGAACCAAUGGAAAAGAUAUCCCCCUCUCCAACACGCGUCGGAAUCAACCGACCAAGGACCCCACAACCACACUCCUAGAAUCACGCUUCCCAACCAAAACCGUCCUUGUACUCCUCACCAUAGGCGGCCUAGCAUACUACUUCGUCGACAUAGUAGAAACCGACUGGACAGACAGCGUCUACGGCGCCUUCGAAACCGGCGACGAUGCCUCGCAGCUCGCCCAACCCCUCCACUUCUACUCCUCAAAAGAAGAAGUGCAACACAUCCUCGACUUCCACAUCCCAGACCCCAGCGCCCCGAUGAAAGACCCCGCCGUAGCGAAGUUCUUCUCGGAGCAAUUCGACAAGCUAUGCUACGGGUGGAUGAUGACGCCCGAUGAUUCAAAGAAGGGCGUCGAAGGCAUGCCAGACGUGCAGAUGCCCAUAACACACGGAUGUCGGUUCCGCAGCAACGAGCCAUGUGAGGAUUUCUUCGCACUAGGAACGUCGCCUGGUCCCGGGCAGAACCUGUGGAAUUACUGGACCGUACUAGAUGGGCAUGCAGGACGACACACGGCAUUCUACCUCCAAUGGACACUCAUCCCCAUGGUAUCCUCCGCACUCAGCACCCUAACACCGCACGCCUCCAGCCACCAAAUCGAAAGCAGUAUAAAAACCGCCUUCCUCGCCACAGACAAAAGUAUCAUGUCCCGCGCCAAAACAGCCGCAGCCUGGUUCCCCGCCGCCAACGCCGCCGCCAUCGCCGCGCUCACACCCGCUUUCUCGGGGUCCUGCGCGCUCCUCGCUGCAUUCGAUCCCCAGACCUCCAAGUUACGCGUAGCAUGCACAGGAGACUCGCGCGCCGUCCUAGGCCGCUGGGACCCGUCCACAUCCUCCUACACGGCAAUCCCCCUCUCCGAAGACCAAACCGGCUUCAACAAUAAGGAAGUGGAGAGAUUGGCAAACGAACACCCCGACGAACCCUCCGUCAUAGACCCCAAAACAGGCCGCAUGCUCGGCAUAGCCGUAACCCGCGGCUUCGGCGACCACCGCUGGAAAUGGGAUAACGAGACUAUCAAGGCGUGCCAGCACAAAUUCUGGGGUACGGCGCCAAGGCCAGGGAAUUUGAGCCCGCCCUAUAUGACGGCAGAGCCUGAGGUAACGGAAACGGAUGUUGUGAGGAGGGAGCCGCGGGAUGGCAUGCUGUGUGGUGAUGACGGUACAGCAGAAGGAGAAGGGGGCAAAAGCGAUUUCCUUAUCCUCGCUUCAGACGGCCUAUGGGACCGGAUUUCUUCCGAACACGCCGUCGAGUGCGUGUCCCGCUAUCUCUCCGCGCGCGCCCGUGGCCAGGGUUCCGUGAAGGCGGACCCGGAACUCCUGGCGAACCCACCCGUUUUCCCGUCUAACUUCUCCAGCUUGGACCCGGGUGUGACGUGCGACCCCGCGGCAGGCGAAGACGUGGAUUGGAAAGCGGAGCCGCAGUAUUUUGCGAUUGAAGAUGAGAAUGCGGCGGUUUGUUUGGCGAGGAAUGCGAUGGGUGGGAAUAGGAGGGGGUUGUUCCUUGGGGUUUUGGCGGGGCCGGAGCCGUUGAGUAGGAAUGCGGUGGAUGAUACUACUAUUAUGGUUGUUUUCUUUGAUAAAUUGGAGGAGGGGAAGGCGAGCAGGGGUAAAAAGGUAGAAGAGAGUAGGAGUGGGGAUGGGGAGAAGAAGAAGAGGUGGUGGUGGCCGUUGUGA